Ipomoea nil (Japanese morning glory) is the source of this 1128-nucleotide messenger RNA. RefSeq lists its product as uncharacterized. NCBI's taxonomy places the organism in Eukaryota, Viridiplantae, Streptophyta, Magnoliopsida, Solanales, Convolvulaceae. The record is from RefSeq and is a predicted model, not a curated record. The coding region runs from base 1 to 1128 and encodes 375 amino acids. The transcript has a single exon.
AUGCCUAUCACUGGGCUACCAUCUGCUUCAAUCCCUCAACCAUAUCGAGUGCAUCCUUCCGAAUCCUCCAGCGAAGAUGAUAAAUUACUGGCUGAAGUGUAUGGAUCUCAAGCACUUCCAUCUGAUGUUCCAACUGUUGAGGCAACUGCUCAUCCUGAUUCCACAAAUUUCAAAAUUCGAGAGAUUUCGAAUAUUAUUGGAAGCUCGUCUGCAAAUGUUUCUGAUUCUAGCCACUCUGUGACUCCGGUUCAAUCCCCAACCAAAGAAACAAGCCGGUCAAAAAGUAAGAAUGUCCCGGUAAAGGUUGUUGUUGAGAGCAGUGAUGAUAAUGCUGAUGUGGAUCAGCCUGAGAAGAAGAGAAAAUCGAGUGAGACUGUUAAGCCUGAAGGAAACCCGCCUAUUCAAAAAGUGUUCAAGACUCUGCGAUCGUCUAUUAAGCAAAAAGGAUCUGCUGCUGUUCAAGCUACCUCUGUACCAGCCCCUUCUAUCAGAAAGGGGAAGCCAUCCACACGAUCAAGAGGUCGAAGUAUAACCCCUGAGGUCCCACCUGUUGAAGAAACUGAACCAUCUGUUUACCGGCCUCAGUUUGUAUCUCCUGCUGCACAGACCAAAUGGGCCACUAUGGUUAGAAGGGAUCUUAUUGUUCAAAGAUCAGUGGACGAGAACCAGCUGAACUCUGUUUGUGACAUUCUGCCCUUGCUGAAUGAAGUCGGACUGUUGAAAACUGUCACGGACAUCUGCCCUUAUUCUAAGCUGCUCACAUAUGAAUUCUAUUGCAAUCUCAGUAAUGAGAUUGACAUUCUCACAGGGCCACGACCGAUGCAGAUCUUUAUCAGAGGAAGGUGGUAUGUUUUUGGGCCGGAUAUGAUAAAUGAAUACUAUGGCUUGCCAGCUGUUCAAGAAGAAGCUGUUACUGACUGGGACUUAGUUGCCAGAACUCUGACUGGUGGGCAGACAGAAUCAUGGCCUACGGGUGACAAGGACUAUCUCCAAAGCUCUCAUCUCACGUCAAUAUGUGAUUUUACACCGCCUAGCUCUUCACAACUGGCUCCCAUCAGCCCAUUUCCACACCGUUGGCAAGCUUCUGGCUGGGUUCUUAUUUCGAAUUGGAACAAAGAUGCAACUUGA